GGUCGAAAUCGGAUGUAAUGCUAUUCCGAUCAACCGCUUUGUACAUAAGAUCCAUCUCUCGAAACAGGAGACGAGAAUUUUUGCCAGGAAAUUAGAGAGACAAAGGAACAUGUUGCCUCUAGAGUCUGCAGACGACGCACUUUCCUCAUACGAGGUACUGGUCUCGCUAAUACGAGGUGAGGCUAUGGAAUGCGCUAGCGGUGAGUCCUCUCAUCCCAAGACGAGGACGGUUCUCCCGCGCCGCAGGCCGGCCCCAUGGUGGAACGAUAUUUGUUCUCGUGCGGUGCAACAACGCAAACAGGCAAUGGAAGCUUACAAGCAUCGUCCGACGGCAGAAAAUUACUCCGUUUAUAGAAAGUGUUCCGUGCCAUCGAAAAGGCAUUGGCCAGCAUAUUCUCGUUCCUUAGGGAUAGAGGUUUGGAACUCUCUGCAUCAAAAUCGCAGGGUAUAAUAUUUACGCGAAAAAGGAGGUUUGUAUUGCCUAAGCCAGCUUUUUCAGUGAAUGGUCAGGACAUCCCUAUGGUUUCGGAGGUCCGGUUUCUCGGGGUCGUGCUGGACUCGCGACUGGAUGGUUCUAGUCAAAUUCGAGCCUUGAUCAGCAGAGGACGUCGGAUUUCUCAUAUAAUCGCUUUCCUCGCUGGUACUAGAUGGGGCGCUCAUCCGCAGUGUUUAUUGACAUUAUACAGAUCUUUGUUCAGGGGAUCUAUAGAAUAUGGUAGCGGUAUUUUUGAAUAUCGUAAUAAGGGCGAGUUAUUUUUAACAUUACAGCGUUUACAAUAUAAGUUAAUAAGAAUAUCUCUAGGUUAUCGUAUGUCGACACCUAUUAAUGUAAUGUUGGUGAAAGCUAAGGAGAUGCCGUUAUAUUUAAGGUUUAGACUGUUAAUACAGAAAUAUUUAACUAAGAAUGCGUCGUUAAAAUUUAAUCCUGUUAUCGAUAGUUUUUGGGAUUUACAGGAUUCGUUGAUAGGUUUUACUAAAUAUAAUUAUGCGUUGAGAAAUAUCCCUGGCUUUCGUGUUUUUGCUUCAAUGGAUUCUACCUUUUCCCACAUCCAUAGGUCUAUUUCCGUUCCUGCCUUUUCACAUAAUUUUAAAGCAAUGAUUUGUCGUCCGAAUAUUAAAUUUUUGGAAUUCGGAGUCGGCGACCGCGAUUCUGUAUUGGAGGUCAACGCGAAAUUCAAUGAAUUUUGUCAGUCACAUUAUGUGGGAUAUGUAUCAUUUUAUACAGAUGGCUCAAAAGUCAAUUCAGCUGAUGUCCCGGUCGGUUCUAGUGUUUUUUCACCAGAAUUAAAAUUCAUUAUUAAACAUAAGUUGCCGCCAGUUACAUCUAUAUUUUCCGCUGAAGCAUGGGGCAUUUCUGAGGCUAUAUCGAUUAUUUUACAAUUUAAUUGUUAUAAAUCGGUUAUUUUUACAGAUUCUCAAAGUGUUCUCGAUAUCCUUUCUUCUCCGGCAUUAAAUCAUCCUAAUUAUAUAAUUGCUACAAUUAAGUCCAAAUUGGAACAGGCCGCGCGCCUCGAUUUGGAGAUUGUGUUUAUUUGGGUGCCCUCGCACAAGGGAAUUUUGGGAAACGAGACGGCGGAUCGUUUGGCAAAAGAGGCCACUGGGGACGGCCUUAGACCUUAUUUUAAAGUUCCCUAUACGGAUUUAUUUGCCAAGAUUAAAGAUUCGCAUGUUUUACGGUUUGAGACUUAUCUGCAAGGUAAAGCGGCUCUCACAGGUUCGCAUUAUUUUACUCAUUAUCAUUUAGCGAGACGUUACCCAUGGUAUUAUCAUAAACAAUUGAAUAGACAAACUAUUGUAUUAUUAAACAGGCUGCGUAGCAACCAUUAUAAUUUAAAUUAUAGUUUAUUUCGUAAAAAUAUAGUUUCGUCUGGGGGCUGCACGUGCGGUAAUCCACGUCAGGAUAUGAACCAUGUGAUUUUGUAUUGUCUGUUAUAUCGAGAUAGAGCUUUGUUUUUGAUUACUUUUAUUCAGUCUCAGUAUCAUCGUCUUUUUAAUGACAUAACUCCUUUGCUGCAUGAUCCACCUGCCAAGUUAUGCCGGCUUUUAGUUGCAUUUUUCAAAUCUGUCCAACUGUUUCCUUAAUCCUUCCCCUUCUUAUUCCGCGCGCAAUCAAUUCAACAACUGUACGUUGGACAACCUGACUGGGUCCGAGUCACUGCGCAAUUUUGCUGUUGGCCAU
Messenger RNA from Ooceraea biroi (clonal raider ant), 2179 nucleotides. RefSeq lists its product as uncharacterized. Lineage: Eukaryota; Metazoa; Arthropoda; Insecta; Hymenoptera; Formicidae. The record is from RefSeq and is a predicted model, not a curated record. Gene Ontology annotation, molecular function: zinc ion binding; nucleic acid binding; RNA-DNA hybrid ribonuclease activity.